Messenger RNA from Salvia hispanica, 2585 nucleotides. NCBI's taxonomy places the organism in Eukaryota, Viridiplantae, Streptophyta, Magnoliopsida, Lamiales, Lamiaceae. The record is from RefSeq and is a predicted model, not a curated record.
AUGCCAUCUCAUACUCCAGUCAUAUUCAUGCUCGUUUUCGUGCUCGUGUCCGUGUCAGUACCAUUGCACGCCUUACCAAUAACAAAACCCAACUGCGACGACCGCUGCGGCAACGUCACCAUCCCGUACCCCUUCGGCAUGUCUCCCGAAUGCCACCGCGACCCCUCCUUCGCGGUCGCGUGCAACCGCGCAUUCGACCCCCCGAAGCUCUUCCUCCUAAACAACUCCGCUGAAAUUACCAAAAUAGCCCUUGAAGGCCAGGUGACGCUCCUCCACCCCAUUGCCCGGAGCUGCUACAACACCAGUGGUGGCGAGAUCUCCGCCUCCUCGCAGCCGCUGAUCCUCCCGCCGCGGCUGACGGUGAACGGCACGGCGAACAAGCUCACGAUCGUCGGGUGCGACACGAUCGCCUUCAUCUACGGGAAGCGCCUCGACCGGAGCUUCAUGACGGGGUGCACCGCUAUGUGCGACGCGGCGGCGGAUCUGGAGGAGGGGCUCUGCGCGGGGGCCGGGUGCUGCCAGGCGGCGAUCCCCGGCGGCGUCUGGGAGGCGGAGAUCGAGCUUGGGAGCUUCUUGAAUUACACGUUCGUAUUGGAUUUCGAUAGGUGCGGGUACGCGUUCCUCGUGGAGGAGUCGGCGUUUAACUUUUCGGUGCGGAGUUUGGUGGAUUUGGAGGGGGUGGAUAAGGUGCCGGUGGUGGUGGAUUGGGUGGCCGGGAACGGGAGCUGCGAGGCGGCGAUGGGAGGCGCCGGGUAUGCGUGUUUGAGCUGGAAUUCGAGGUGCGAAAGCAUUGGAAAUAAUGGAGAUGGGUAUAGGUGUGUUUGUGAGGAAGGGUAUGAAGGGAGUGCUUAUCUUGUUGAUGGAUGCCAAGAUAUUGACGAGUGUAAAGAUUCUACUUUAAACAAUUGUAUGAAAAAAGAGUACUGCACAAAUACACUAGGUAAUUACACAUGUUCUUGUCCCGAUGGAUACUCUGGCAAUGGAAGAGGUAGAAGUGGUUGCACCAUGAAGGAUAACAAGCUUCCCUAUAUCUUAAUCGGAAUUUCAUGUGGCAUAACAACUCUCCUAAUCGCCGCCAUCUUCUUCUACAUGGAGCUCAAGCGCAGAUCUUCCAAAGCAAAGAAACACAAAUUCUUCCUCAACAACGGCGGCUUUCUCCUACAGCAAAAGCUCUCCGCCCGCGAAAGGUCCCCCGACGCCGUCAAGAUCUUCCCCUCCUCCGAGCUCCACUCCGCCACCGCCGGCUUCAGCCCCGCCAUGAUCGUCGGCCAAGGCGGCUUCGGCACAGUCUACAAAGGCACCCUCUCCGACAAAACCCCCGUCGCCGUCAAGAAAUCCAAGCAAGUGGACCCCACGCAAAUCGAGCAGUUCAUCAACGAGGUUUUCGUCCUCUCUCAGAUCAACCACCGCAACAUCGUCCGUCUCCUCGGCUGCUGCCUCGAGACCGAGUCCCCCCUCCUCGUUUACGAGUUCGUCGCCAACGGCACCCUCUCCUCCCACCUCCACAAAAAAUCAGAAACAGACAAAAAAAACGCGGGCCCCAGUCUUCCCUGGGGCGCGCGCCUGCGAAUCGCAGCAGAAACAGCAGGGGCGCUGGCGUACCUGCACUCUGCAGCUUCUGCUGCGAUCAUCCACAGGGAUGUCAAGUCAGACAACAUCUUACUGGACGAGAAUCUGACGGCGAAGGUAUCGGAUUUUGGAGCCUCGAGGCUCGUGCCCGCGGACAUCUCACAGGUUUCGACGAUGGUGCAGGGGACGUUCGGGUAUUUGGACCCGGAGUACAUGCAGACGAGCCAGUUGACUGAGAAGAGCGACGUGUACAGCUUCGGAAUGGUCCUGCUCGAGCUUCUGACGAGCAGGAAGGCCGUGUGCUUCGACGCGGCCGAGGAGGAGAGGAACCUAGCUAGCUACUUUUUAUGCAUGUUGAGGGAGAAUAGGUUGAGUGAGGUUGUUGAUGAGAGUGUUUGGGGAGAUGGGAAUAUGGAGAAGGUGUGGAGAGUUGGGAGGCUUGCUAAAGAGUGUUUGAAUGUGAAGGGGGAGAAUAGGCCAAGUAUGAAGGAAGUGGCAAUGGAAUUGGAAGGGAUGUUGAUGAUGAUGAUGGGAGGGAAGCAUUCAUGGAGUAGAGAUGAAGGUGUUGUUGAUGAUGAGAAGGUGGGAUUGUUGUUUGAUGAGGAAGGAUUGAUGAAUGUGGUUGAUUGUAAUGGUGGAGGGAAUGGAAAGAUUUGUGAUGGAUUUGAUAGUAGUUGGGGUCGUUUUGUGAAUGAAGUUGAUGGAGGAAGAUGAAAUUGGCUUGGGAUAUUCCCUCCUUAUAGCAAUAUGAGUCUUACUUUUUCGGUAUAGAAAAUAUGAGGGGUAAAAGUUAAUAACAUGAGUGUGUCACUUUUAUAUAUUGAUAUUAUAAUGAAAUACAAGUGAAAAUAAUUUUGGAAAUUUUGGGGUGAGUGCCCUGGUUUCCAAAAAAAAAAAAUGUAAAUAAGAUAAAAAUGAGAAAUGACUCUUUAUUUAUUUAAGACACAGUUGUCUAUAUUGUCCUCAUGUACAAUCAAUAUUAUCGUUUGACUAACAAAAAUAUGGACAAACUUCAA